This is a messenger RNA of Marasmius oreades (fairy-ring Marasmius), 2260 nucleotides long. RefSeq lists its product as uncharacterized. Bases 201 to 2060 code for a protein of 619 amino acids. NCBI's taxonomy places the organism in Eukaryota, Fungi, Basidiomycota, Agaricomycetes, Agaricales, Marasmiaceae. The transcript has 2 exons. The record is from RefSeq and is a predicted model, not a curated record.
CGUUCCCGCAUGCUCCUGUUGUUUCAUCUACGACACUUUCCACUGUUCCACGUCACAGCCGUAAACUUCAUCAACGACUCUUCCUCAAAUCGAAUUUUUAGGGGAUGAUACGACACUGAAAACAAAACAUUAUUCCCACGAAAAUACCUCACUCAACAACUAGAAUUCCCAACGGCCACGGUACCAGUGAGAAGACGACGAUGACGACGACAGAAACAACCACCUCACAGGGUUUACGAGCUCACCUUCGCCAGUUACUACCUAGAAGCGCAUUAUUCCACGUUCACGUUCAAAUACAUCAGAUUUCAAGUGUUCCGCUCGUACACGGCCAGUUUGGAGUUCGCUGGAAGUUCAGACAUGUUAAAUCGAGCACUGGAGCUUCAGUCAACGUGGACAAGUUGGAUCAAGGAAAAGCAGGGCUGGUCUCUGGAACUGCUUCGUUGAAGAAAGCUUCGAAGGGAAAGGGGAAGUCUGUUGUCUCAGUAGAAGAGGACGGGGGCCUUGUGAGUGGAAAAGCUAGGUUGGCGUCAUCGUUUGUAUCGGAUCAUGAUUAUGGAACCAACGGAAUACCCUCCGUCGUCGUCUCUUCCACUGGCAGUAUGGAUAGCAGGAAUACCAGCAGUGUCAGCUUCACCCCACCACCACCUCUUCUUAUGUUACCCCGGAGUGUCUCUGGAUCGAGCGCUGCCAGUUCACUAUCUUAUCCAUCCUCAUCUUCAACUGGCAGCCAGGAUACGAAUGAUAACCUCGAGAGCCAUGAUCAAACACCUACACGUUCCACAUCCUCCUCCUCCUCCUCCUCGCCAGCACCGACACCGACGUAUUCACCAGCUAGAGGUAUUACGGCCUACUAUAAGCUUACGGAACAUGCUGUUACAUGGGAACAUUCUCUGGAUGUUAUAGUCAAACUCGACAUCGACAGGGAGACGUCUGAAUUACAAUCAAACGUGCUCAAACUUGUCGUUAUGCAAAGAGUCAUACCAGGCGACCCCGAUGCUCCUCAGAAUCCUCGCCUUGGAGCCGUUUAUCUUGAUCUCGCUCAGUAUGCUGGUGUAGGAGAAGCGGUGACGAGAAGGUAUUUGUUGAGGAAGAGUAAGACGAAUGCGACGCUCAAAUUGACAACUGAAGUUACCUUCAUAUCCGGCCAUUCUGAUUACAUUGCGCCCCCUCUUCCCAAAGGCGAGAUCAUGAAUGGAGUAGCGGGGUUAUUGGAUAGUGAUGUCUAUCGGACACGUCCACGAGCUUUGGAACUUUGGGGCCCAUACUAUAAUAAGGAGGAGUUGGAGAUGGAUCUACUCGGGGGUGCGAGCAUACCCGAUCCCAAUCACCCGCAUUCGAAACAUAGACAUCGAAACCGGUCUAGGUCUCGGAUGAGGGAUGGGGAGGCUCACCAACGCCAGCACCCACACCACCAUCAUCACCACGGACAGGGAGAAGGCUCACCGGGUGAUAGCGAAGACGACGUGUAUCACGAUGCGUCGGGCACAUCAGGUUCGGACACGGACGAAGAUGAAGGUCGGUAUGAAGUGCCGUUUGAGGUGUCGAGGUUACCGUUGGCGUAUGGACCGAAGACCACGGAGAUUUUGAUCGAGGCGUUGUUUAAUCCGGUGAAGGUUGUCAAACCAGUUGAGCAGAUUGAUAAGGAGAGGGAAAGUCCGUUUGAGUUGUUUGUUGAUGCAGAGAAGGAGAAAGUGAGGAGGGAGAAGCGAAGACAGGAGAGGGAGAAGGAGAAAGCUGAACAAGUUGGUGGUUUGGGCCUUGAUAGAGACAGGGACAGGACCAUAGGCAGACGGAGCGGUUAUGGUACUGGUUCAGGUACAGCAGGAGAAGUUUCGUCGGUUUACAGUAUGGAGGAUGGCACGAGUAGUCUUGGCCAUAAUAGUGCUGGAGAACACUCGCUGAAGGGGUCUGGUUCUACGGGCUCGACUGAUGAGAACGGUGAAGGGAGAGGGGGGCUUGCUAGAGCGUGGUGGUCGAGAAAGAAGAAUGGGAUUAUGUCCACACCUUUGUUACACUCUCGACCGACUACGCCCGCAAUGGUUGCUGCCAGUGCGAGGUAAAAGAAGUGCAUGUGCUAGAGGUAUGCGGUUGUGUCUGCUUCAUUUACGUUUAUGUGGCUUUCUUCGUAUGGCUUUCGUCGCUUUUUAUCGGAUCUAUUUAUUCUUCGUAUGCUAGUAGUAUAUCAACUUUUCUAUAGCAGUAUGUAAUUAGUUUACUGUAGACACAUCAUCCGUCGGUAAAUAAUAGAACUGGUCCCAUG